CGGUGCGGCGGCGGCGGCGGCGGGGGCGGAGCCCGAGGACGUGGAGGAGGGGGCGUGCCCGCCGCUCCCUCUGCAGCCCCCGCCUCAGGCAGUUGACGCCCCCGCGCUGCUCGCCGCCGAGCGCACCAGCUUCCUCUACCGGCUGCUCGAGGGCGUGAAGAAGGCCCCG
Gryllus bimaculatus (two-spotted cricket) is the source of this 169-nucleotide messenger RNA. The record is from the annotation of a GenBank genome assembly. NCBI's taxonomy places the organism in Eukaryota, Metazoa, Arthropoda, Insecta, Orthoptera, Gryllidae.